UUGCAGACGAUUAAUACACUUGUUAGUAUAACAACGGUCGCUAGACUGUAAAAGUAAUAAAAACAUCACAACUAAAUAUCACAUAUCUUUCAUUGAGGGGAACAAUGAAUUCAGGAAUUAUUCUGUUAUUUUUACAAUUUUGUUCGAUGACAGACGGACAUAUUAUAAUAUAUGGUACAGGUGGAGAUUCUCAACGCCCAGUCGUAAAAUGGGAUGGUGAAAGUGGAAAUUUAGAACUAGAGAUUGAAGAUGUUAAAGAGGACGUGGUCUCUAUCAACAAACAGAUUGGUCUCUUGAAAAACCGUGUCGAUAAUUUAGAGAUUCGAAAAGGUCAUUUAGCAUCGUCAAGAACACCAUGCCUUGAUGGCUGGAUGGCGUAUGGAGGGUCUUGCUACUAUUUUGGUUCAAACGAAGUCAACUAUGCUCGUGCUGAUCAAUAUUGCAAAUCUCUUCGGGCACAUUUGGUCCAUGUCGAUAGUCACAAUGAAAAUAUAUUUCUAAAGAAAUUCAUGCAGAACCAUAGUUAUUCCCGUAGACAUUACUGGAUAGGCAUGACAGACAUUGAGACAGAAAACGUAUGGAUGUUACCUGGGGAAAACAAAACCACUUCGUUUUUCGACUGGGCAAAUAGCCGAGAACCAAGCGGUACAAGGACAGAAAAUUGUGCCAGAUUUGCGCAAGAACACAAUUACAAAUGGGGAGAUAUUUCAUGCACAUCAACAGCUCGUCCUGUCUGUGAAGAAAAUUGGAAAGGAGAAUAAAUAUGAUAAAAUAUCACAUUUUAUAUGUUGCAAAUCCAAUCUUUGAAAAAGUACACUGAUAACUCAUGAAUAGCUGUCUUAACUCACGUACUUUGUCAUUUUACCUACAAAAAAGAUAAUUUCAAACAAAUAUUCAUAUCAUCUUCAGAUUCAAUUUUGUUGUCACGUUUAGUUUUCUUUUGUUUGUCACUUUGUCUAGUUUAAUUGUAAGCACUUGUUCAUCUGGCUGCUUUUGAAGUUUGAUUUAUGCUUUUAAUAAUUCCAGUUAUAGAGACAAAUGAAUUAGAAAUAAAACAGGAAUUUUCAUGUUACUAUAAAUAGAAUCACUGAGGUAGGUUCAAAAAGCGUAAGUCUACGAAAGACCAUCGAUUAUAACAUAAGGCACUCGCAAAAGCCUGACAUACUGUACAUUGGAUUGGAUCGUGUUGGUCCUACUGUGCCAAAAGAGCUUACUUUGUCAGUGUAGAUACAAUAGAAAACAUCCCAACAAACACACACGCCAUCAAUCGGAGCACGUCGGAUUUUAUUCUUAAUACCCUUAAGAUAGAUUGAAAGUAGUUCUACCACAUGGUUUUAAAUGUAAAUAAAAAAGAGAGUGAUAAUGUAGAA
Molecule: messenger RNA, 1370 nt
Organism: Ruditapes philippinarum (Manila clam)
Lineage: Eukaryota; Metazoa; Mollusca; Bivalvia; Venerida; Veneridae
Product: perlucin-like protein
Exons: 4
Coding region: 105-761 (218 amino acids)
Source: RefSeq, a predicted model, not a curated record